AUGAUAGGGUUUUGAAUAGGAGUUGUCUUCAAAGGUUUGACAUAUCUUGCCGUUGCUUUGAUAAUAUACAUGGUCUACAAGGUGCUAUAUAAGCCAUGGAGGUUUAGACAGAGAUAUAAAGGCUAUGCAAAUGUACAUGUUUCACCUAAAUUCAUCCCUGUCUUGGGAGAUAUUAGCUUUUUCAUACAAGAUAUUAAGCAAAAUAGAGUUUUCUACGAUCAUCUCAAGGAUCUUCAAGUUGAAAUGACAAAGAAGAACACUGAUCUCAAAGCAGAAACCAUUGGCAUUGACCCUGUUAUCGGCAUUGUGUCUCAUAAAGCAUUGAAAGAAGUCUUAGAUCAGAGUCCGAAGAAGAUUGACAGAGCUGAUAUUGACAACACUGAUUUCUUAAGAAGAGCAAGAAUGAAAAUGGCUUAUGGAUGCUACACUAAUUCUCCUUCCACUAAUCGUACUCUUAAUAGAAGGAAGUCUACUAGCAAGCUUUUUGGAAUGAAUAAAAUAUCCAAGCAUGUGCCAAUGAUCCUUCAGAACUCACAGAGAAUCUUAAAGGAAAUGAAGCAUCAAGGAACUGUUGAUAUUAAGGGCAUCAUGGCUUUGUGUCUCAACAGAAUACUUAUGAGCAUCUUGCUGGGCAAUGAUUUUGAAACAAAGAUAGAUGCUACUCACCAGUAUUUAUGUAACGAUGGGACGACCAAGCAGCUUGAUAUCUGUAACUUCUUUGCAAAGUUCACGAUGGAUAUGACUAGUGAAUCAGGUAACCUGUUGACUAUCUUAUUUCCUAUCUUAAAUGUGACAAACAUUGUGAAUCCUUGGAAAAGAAAUCAUAAGAACGCAAUCACUCUUAAGAAUAUAAUGCAGCAAAUCAUUGCUAGAUCUGAGGAUAAGGACUCUUUCUGGAGUCAGAUUUCCCAGCUGAAUGAGUUUACUGAUGAAGAGAUCUUGGCAGAUCUGAUGAUCAUACUAACUGCAGGCUCUGAGACUUCUUCCAAUUGCUUUGUGGCUAUCUUGUAUUAUUUGAAGAAAUUUCCUGAAGUGAAGCAGAAAUUAAUUCAGGAGCUGGAAAAGAUUGGCAUCACUUCGGAUUGUGAUGUUGAGAAAAUGAUAACGGCUGAUAAUUUACAAGAAUGUGAUUAUCUUGCCAAUGUUGUCAGAGAAGCCUUAAGAAUUGAUCCUCCUUUGGCUUUCACUCUCUGGUAUCAAGCAUACGAGGAUACACAAAUAUGUGGAGUCCCUAUUGACAAAGGCACCAUCCUCAGACAAGAAGUUGUUGGCCCCAACAACGAUCCAAAUGACUGGCUCGAUCCCCAUGUGUUUGAGCCAAACAGACACAACCCUGACUCUGAGUUUUACAAGAAAUCCCAGCAAGCAGGCAAGAUUGCAAAUGCAUACUCGAAGAGGACUUUCGGACAUGGAGCGAGGGCAUGUCCAGGAGCUCUGUUGGCAUCUCUGGAACUAAAAGUAUUUACAGCAUUCUUUCUGACUCAAAUGGAGUAUGAGGUAGAAAAGGAGGAUCUAGAAAAUGACCACAUCGGUUUUGGUAUUGGUAGUUUAUUCAGCCCAAAGCUCACAGUUUCUUAA
Moneuplotes crassus is the source of this 1578-nucleotide messenger RNA. NCBI's taxonomy places the organism in Eukaryota, Ciliophora, Spirotrichea, Euplotida, Euplotidae. The record is from the annotation of a GenBank genome assembly.